AUGGCGGCCGCGCUAGGCCGUCUCCUGCCUAACGUGGGUGGGCCAAACUCUAAGGUUCGGCGACUGUACGCCAAUGUCGUGCAGUCAGUGUCCAUGUAUGGGGCACCGAUAUGGGCCGGAGCAGUCGCGGCCAGUCGGAGCAUCAAGGCGAAAAUUCAUCGCCUGCAGCAACGGCUGGCCGUGAGGAUUAUCCGGUCCUACUGCACGACAUCGUUCGUGGCGGCCACGGCCCUGGCGGGCGUUCUCCCGGCGGAGAUCCUAGCAAACUCGUACGCCGAAGUAUAUCGGCGUACGAGGGACCCAGACCGUCCGGGAAGCGCCCGUCUAAGACCAGGGGCCGUGGAAAAAAUUAAGAGGGAUGCCCGUCGCGGGGCCAUUACGCGUUGGCAAGAGGCCAUCGCGAACUCCGUGGCGGGCAGAUGGACCACCCGCGCCAUCCAACCCUGUCUACCCGAAUGGGUGGACAGGCGGAGACGAGGAUUAGGGUUCCACCUGACACAGGUGCUCACCGGGCACGGCUGCUUCGGUGACUACCUGUGCAGGAUUGGACGGGAGCACACAACGCAGUGCCAUCACUGUGCGGCCGAUCGGGACUCGGCGCAGCAUACCCUCACCGAGUGUGAGGCGUGGAGGGAGGAGCGCUGA
This is a messenger RNA of Linepithema humile (Argentine ant), 645 nucleotides long. NCBI's taxonomy places the organism in Eukaryota, Metazoa, Arthropoda, Insecta, Hymenoptera, Formicidae. The record is from RefSeq and is a predicted model, not a curated record.